AUGUCGCACUUUAGCAUCAGUAUGGAAAAGAUGGCAGAAAAAACUGUAUACUUAUCAAUAAAAUGAGAAAAUCUUAUAAAUUGUGAUUGAAUAAGCUAGUAAAGUUAGUCAAUUAUGGAUGUAAGAUGACUAAAAGGCAACAAAUUCAGCCUUAAUUACAUUUCAAGGAUGUUUUUCGUUCUCUACUAAAUCCGAAAGCAUAACGCCAUGGUAAGCACUAGCGAAACGUCCAGUAAAAACGUGUGCCAUUGGUUUGGUCAUUUAAAGCUAUCUAGAAUAAUACUCCUUUUAUCGGCGUUGCUAUUUUUAUUACCGCUCAUUACGCAUUACUACCUAUCGAUGGUCGAAAGUAACUCUGUACAUAUAGCACACAGUGCCCAUUCGCAUGUAGAUUUACCAGAAGAUUUAAAUUACUUAAAUGACAUGGACUUAAAAACGAGGGUCGAGGAACUGUACAGGAUUAAGGGAUCCGUUUCCAGUGAACUGCGUGAUAUGGAGAGCAAGCGGCAAAAACUACAGCAGGAAUUACAGGCGUACACUAAAAACAUCGAGCAGCUCAAAUUCGAACUUAAUCAUUACCAGACGGAAUUGAAUCGGCUAAAAAUAUCGGUGGAACAAGCCCAAGUGGCCCAACGAGAAGCCUUGGAGCAAAACACGCCGGAGUUAGCAUUACCGAAACGUCUCACACCCAAUCAGUUACCGGCAAUUUAUCCGUCGUUAUCUAAGAGUGCGGUGAAAAAUUGUCGAAUGUUCUCGUGCUUCGACCAUUCUCGCUGCGCCCUGACGUCCGGAUUUCCCGUUUACUUAUACGAUCCGGAUCAGUUCACCGUGAUGCAGAGCAAUUGGGACGUGGACGGUUUCUUGAAGACGACCUUAAAACAGGCGUUGGGCUACAACCCGCAUUUGACCGGCGAUCCAAAGGAGGCGUGCGUAUUUCUAGUUCUCGUGGGCGAGGCUUUAAGGGACAGCGACGAGAUGACGGAUACUUUCGGCGGCGGUGUCAGUUUACCACCGUUAAACACGCUCGCUCUGAGGCGACUGCCGUAUUGGGGCGGCGACGGCAGGAAUCACAUUUUGUUAAAUUUGGCCAGACGGGAUCUGUCUGCCGCGUCCGGUGAUAUAUUUGCUAACGUGGACGUUGGGAGAGCCCUAAUAGUGCAGUCUACGUUUUCGUAUCAAUUGUUUAGAGCCAAUUUUGAUCUAAUCAUAUCACCAGUGUUAGGCCCUCCUGGCGGCGACGUUUGGCAAGAGUGCGUCCCAAUGCUUCCAGCGCGUAGAAAAUAUCUGCUAUCCUUUCAAGGCGAAAUGAAAAGGAACGUCAGCAAGCGAUCGACAGCUUCGACUUACAUUUACGGCAUCGACGACUCCGACCUCGUCAACGGCGACAGUUACUAUUACGAGCUGGACCAAUUCAUCGUCGGGCAUUUGAAGCAAAUGGAAAAGACGAGUGUUUCCGAUAGGUUUUAUUUCGAAUUCGAGUGCGUACCCGCGAACGACGAUAACGGCCACGUUGGAUUGCAAGACUGGGCGCUGUGCGGUACCGAUAGUUCUCGCAAGGCGUACCUGAAGGAUUCGACUUUCGUUCUAAUUUUUGCGCCCGCGACCAACGAGUAUGUUUCGACCACUCUUCUACAGGCGCGAGUUUACGAGGCGUUGCGUUCCGGUGCGAUUCCCGUUGUUUUAGGAGGCGAUCAGGUGCGACUGGCUUACGACGAGGUGAUUCAGUGGAAGAGGAUCUGUUUGUUUCUACCGCGCGUGCGAAUAACUGAGCUGCAUUUUCUCUUGCGAACUUUUCCGGAUGCCGACAUAGUGGUCAUGCGCCGCCAAGGGAGGCUGAUGUGGGAGAAGUACCUGGCUUCGGUUCAGAGCACUUUAGACACAAUUAUUGCGAUACUUCGGGAUCGUUUGAAUAUUCCACCUUUGCCUGUCGAAAACGUACCGGCGAUGUCCAUUUUUAAUGACACCUUUCAACCGACGCAAGUCAUUGUUAAUGUUGAUGGGGAACAGGAUGAGAGUUUGGGACCGAUCGAACCGCCGUACAACACUCCGUCGUACCGACGGAACUAUAGCCUCUUGUUGACUCAAGGUCACGAGGUGUGGAACGAUUGGGGUGAUCCAUUCCAUUUGUAUCCGACGUUACCCACCGACCCUUUGCUUCCUUCCGAUGCCAAGUUCUUAGGCUCAGGGCGAGGAUUUCGUCCCAUUGGCCAAGGUCAAGGUGGAGCAGGCAAAGAGUUUUCGGAAGCACUCGGUGGUAAUAAUCCGCGUGAACAGUUUACGGUGCUUCUGUUGACUUACGAGCGCGAACAAGUGUUGCUAGAUUCGAUCGCGAGGCUCAGAGGUCUUCCAUACUUAAAUUCUGUGGUGGUAGUCUGGAACUCCCCCAAGCCUCCCAGUCCAGAACUACGCUGGCCGGAUAUCGGUGCGCCCUUGCAUAUAAUCAAAGCCGCGCGCAACUCUCUAAACAAUCGCUUUCUGCCAUUGGACAACCUAAAAACUGAAGCAAUAUUAUCAGUUGACGAUGACGCGCAUUUGAGGCACGAUGAAAUUUUGUUCGGGUUUCGGGUGUGGCGUGAGCAUCGGGAUCGGAUCGUCGGAUUUCCGGGCCGCUUCCACGCUUGGGAUCUAAACACUGGUAGCAGUUGGCUGUAUAACUCAAACUAUAGUUGUGAAUUAAGCAUGGUAUUAACUGGUGCCGCUUUUAUACACAGACAUUACUUCCAUUUGUAUUGGAAGUGGUUACCACAGGCCAUUCGCGAUAAGGUCGACGAGUACAUGAAUUGCGAAGACAUAGCGAUGAACUUUUUAGUUAGUCACAUUACAAGGCAGCCGCCAGUUAAGGUCACAUCGCGAUGGACGUUUCGGUGUCCUGGAUGCCCACAAAGUCUGUCGGAGGAUGAUACCCAUUUUCAAGAACGUCACAAGUGCAUUAACUUCUUUACCCAGGUCUUUGGUUAUAUGCCACUGUUAAAUACGCAAUAUCGCGCCGAUUCAAUAUUGUUUAAGACUAGGAUUCCACACGAUAAACAGAAGUGUUUUAAAUUUAUAUAAACCAACAUUGUGAGAACUUUAUAAUUUAUUUAUUGCGGUAACCUGAUUAGAACUAGUUAUUUAUUGUGAUAUUGAGUAAUGUGCCAUUUUAAUUGUCAUGUCUAAUUUUUAAUUUUUUAUUAAAGAAACGUGUAAAUAUAAACUAA
This is a messenger RNA of Photinus pyralis (common eastern firefly), 3197 nucleotides long. RefSeq names its product exostosin-3 (gene botv). The transcript is spliced from 3 exons. The coding region runs from base 208 to 3051 and encodes 947 amino acids. NCBI's taxonomy places the organism in Eukaryota, Metazoa, Arthropoda, Insecta, Coleoptera, Lampyridae. Gene Ontology annotation, cellular component: membrane. Gene Ontology annotation, molecular function: glycosyltransferase activity. The record is from RefSeq and is a predicted model, not a curated record.